AGGAUGGGGAUAGCGGGGUCGAAGAAGAGGGUCCAGUCCUCCCUCCACGCCUCCCCGUUCGACUCGGCCUGCGACUCCGCCUACGCCCACUGCCUCUCCCUCACCCAGCACGCCUUCCCCGGCGUCUUCCCCUACCAGCUCUCCUCCGCCGCCGCCCACCUCCACCGCUCCCUCUCCUCCUCCUCCCCUCUCGUCUCCCGGUGGGUCCCCUCUCCCCCCCAGUCCCAGGUCGACCGCGCCCUCCGCGCCACCGCCCCCCGCCGGCCCCCUCCCUCAGGCGGCGGCGACGGGCCCCAGCUGCUGGAGGCGGCCGAGUUUAAGGAGUGGGCGGGGGAGCUGUUCGCCGGCGCCGUGGUGGAGAGCGCGGGGAGGGCGGUGCUGACGCGGGUGCCGAUCGGGGUGGCGGGGAGCGGGGUGGGGAUCGCGACGGGGAGCGGGAAGGAGGUCAUCGGGUCGGUGAUCGGGGUCUACGCGCUCGGCGUCGCGACGUCGAUUUAUCUCGGCCUGUCCGGUUAGCGAUUUCUCUCUCAUCUUCUUCUCCUUCUUCUUUUUCUGGUGAAUGUAAUGAACAUUUGGGUAAAUCUGUAUAUGGCAACUCCUUCGAUUGCAAUAUAUUGCCCCGGAAUGAAUCGUUGAUGAAAUUGGUGAUGAAUUUGUGAGUGCUUCUUCUUGAA
Messenger RNA from Eucalyptus grandis, 674 nucleotides. RefSeq lists its product as uncharacterized. The record is from RefSeq and is a predicted model, not a curated record. NCBI's taxonomy places the organism in Eukaryota, Viridiplantae, Streptophyta, Magnoliopsida, Myrtales, Myrtaceae.